AUGCCCACUCGCCAGGCCCUGAAUUUCGCGCAGGAGCGGGGGCUUGACCUCGUCGAGGUCGCACCAGGCAGCAGACCGCCAGUCUGCCGGUUGAUGGACUAUGGCAAAUUCAGGUAUGAGGCAACACGCAGAGAACGGGAGGCUCGGAGGGCCCAGCGAAGCAAGACCACCAAUGAGCUGCGAGAAGUCCGGCUCGAAGGACGCAUCGGCGACCACGAUCUCGAAACCAAGAUCCGUCAGGUCAAACGCCUUCUUGGCGAGGGUUCGAAAGUCCGGGUGUCGGUUCGCUUUCGUGGUCGCGAGAUAACCCACCCGGAAAUCGGCAUGGCCCUGUUGCGGCGAGUCGCCGAAAGCCUCGUCGAGGACGCGGGCAUGGAAAAGGCUCCUUCGUUCGAGGGACGGUUCCUCGCCAUGAUCUUGGCCCCCGUAAGCACUGGCGGCAAGACUUCCAAGCAGAAAGACGAGCAAUCACAGAAGACCGAAAAGGAGAAGACGCGUGCCUAA
This is a messenger RNA of Geodia barretti, 504 nucleotides long. NCBI's taxonomy places the organism in Eukaryota, Metazoa, Porifera, Demospongiae, Tetractinellida, Geodiidae. The record is from the annotation of a GenBank genome assembly.